Messenger RNA from Prunus armeniaca (apricot), 1434 nucleotides. Lineage: Eukaryota; Viridiplantae; Streptophyta; Magnoliopsida; Rosales; Rosaceae. The record is from the annotation of a GenBank genome assembly.
AUGCCGGAGGAGACGACCACCAUAGACUACGUGAUGGAGGCAGCGUCCGGGCCUCACUUCUCGGGGCUCCGACUUGACGGCCUCCUCUCAUCUCCACCUUCUGCAUCGUCUUCCUCUCCUGCUUCCGCUGCUUCAAACCGAGCCGACCCCAACGCCACCAAGCAGCCCUUCGUCAUUGGUGUUUCGGGAGGUACGGCUUCGGGUAAGACCACGGUUUGCGACAUGAUCAUCCAACAGCUUCACGAUCAUCGGGUCGUCCUUGUCAAUCAGGAUUCAUUUUACCGUGGUUUGACACCUGAGGAAUCUGAACGGGUGCAUGAGUAUAAUUUUGAUCAUCCUGAUGCUUUCGACACCGAGCAACUUUUAGAGUGCGUUCAAAAGCUAAAAUGUGGCCAAUCUGUCCAAGUUCCGAUUUAUGAUUUUAAGAUCCAUCGACGAAGUUCUGAUACUUUCCGGCAGGUGAAUGCUUCCGAUGUAAUAAUUUUGGAGGGAAUUCUGGUAUUCCAUGAUCAACGUGUCCGAAAUCUGAUGAACAUGAAGAUUUUUGUCGAUACAGAUGCUGAUGUAAGGCUUGCUCGUAGAAUAAGACGAGACACAGUUGAGAGGGGGAGGGACAUAAAUUCUGUUCUUGAAAUGUAUGCCAAGUUUGUCAAGCCUGCUUUUGAUGAUUUUGUUCACCCAUCAAAGAAGUAUGCUGAUGUGAUCAUUCCCCGUGGUGGUGAUAAUCAUGUAGCCAUUGAUUUGAUUGUGCAACAUAUUCAAACAAAGCUUGGUCAGCAUGACCUCUGCAAAAUUUAUCCCAAUAUGUAUGUUAUUCAGUCAACAUUUCAGAUUAGAGGUAUGCAUACACUGAUUCGAGACCGAGAAAUAUCAAAGCAUGACUUUGUAUUUUAUUCAGAUCGGCUAAUUCGUCUGGUUGUGGAGCAUGGCCUUGGCCAUUUGCCAUUCACAGAGAAGCAAGUAGUAACUCCAACAGCAUCAGUAUAUACUGGGGUUGAUUUCUGCAAGAAAUUGUGUGGGGUUUCAAUUGUUCGAAGUGGUGAGAGCAUGGAAAAUGCAUUACGUGCAUGCUGCAAAGGAAUAAAAAUAGGAAAGAUUCUGAUUCACCGUGAUGGAGACAAUGGGAAACAGCUGAUAUACGAGAAGCUUCCCAAGGAUAUUUCAGAACGCCAUGUCCUGCUUCUAGACCCUGUCCUUGCUACAGGUAACUCAGCUAACCAGGCUAUUGAACUACUCAUACAGAAAGGAGUUCCUGAAGCGCAUAUAAUAUUCUUAAACCUUAUCUCUGCCCCUGAAGGAAUCCAUUGUGUUUCCAAACGGUUUCCAUCGUUGAAGAUUGUCACUUCAGAGAUUGAUGUUGCACUGAAUGAAGAAUUCCGUGUGAUACCAGGAAUGGGUGAAUUUGGUGAUCGAUACUUUGGCACUGAUGAUUGA